Jaculus jaculus (lesser Egyptian jerboa) is the source of this 1304-nucleotide messenger RNA. It is a transcript of the gene Eid2, whose product is annotated as EP300 interacting inhibitor of differentiation 2. Gene Ontology annotation, molecular function: transcription corepressor activity. The transcript has a single exon. Gene Ontology annotation, cellular component: nucleoplasm. Gene Ontology annotation, biological process: negative regulation of DNA-templated transcription. NCBI's taxonomy places the organism in Eukaryota, Metazoa, Chordata, Mammalia, Rodentia, Dipodidae. Bases 1 to 918 code for a protein of 305 amino acids. The record is from RefSeq and is a predicted model, not a curated record.
AUGCGCCCCUCUCCUGCAAGGCUUUGGUCGCUCCAGGUGUACGCUUGCGCACGCGGGGAGUCGUGCACACGGCGUUUCCCCGUGCGCACUGCGCUCGUGUACGCGCCCCCGCCCGCCGUCGCCGCCGCCGCCGCGUCGCGUUUGGUUUUCUCUCCCGCAUCUCCGUCUGAGUCGUCGUGCUUGCGGGUGCCCGCGAUGUCCCAGGUGCCGGCCGAGCGCAGCGUGCCGGGAGCAGACGAGGUAGGCGGCGGGCGGCGGGCAGCGGACGAGGCGCAGCGGGGAGGCCCGAUGGCUGCUGUCCGGGAAGGCGCGGCAGUGGUGGCGGCGGUGGCGGCGGCGGCAGCGGCCAGGGGAAGUCGCAUGGCGGCCGCGGCGGCCAGGGAAGGCCGGAUGGCUGAGGCCCGGGGCGGUGCCGCCGGGGCUGCCCGAGCCGGGGCCGGAGGAGGAGGAGGACGCGACGGCGCCGUGGCGGCGGCGGCGGCGGCAGCGGCGGCGGCCGCGUCGCGCGAAGCCCGCAUGGCGGAGGUGGCCCGGUUGCUAGGGGAACCCCUGGAGGAGGAAGGGCCCGAGGGCCGGCCGCGAUCGCGCGCGGGCCACGCCGGGGGCCUGGCGGCCCUGCCGUACCUGCGCCUCCGUCACCCGCUGAGCGUGCUGGGCAUCAACUACCAGCAGUUCCUGCGCCACUACCUGGAGAACUACCCGAUCGCCCCGGGCCGCAUCCAGGAGCUGGAGGAGCGCCGCCGCCGCUUCGUGGAGGCCUGCCGCGCCCGGGAGGCCGCCUUCGACGCUGAGUACCAGCGCAACCCGCACCGGGUGGACUUUGACGUCCUCACGUUCACCAUAGCCCUGACCGCGUCCGAGGUCAUCAACCCCCUGAUCGAAGAACUCGGCUGUGACAGGUUCAUCAACAGGGAGUAGGAGUCUUGAAGGCGUUUCAAGUCCACCCUGGGUCCUGCAACGUGAUUUUUUUUUUAAAUUAAGAAAGGUCAAAGAAUUUGCAGGGGAAAAAAAAAAGUUUGUGGGAAAGCAUUCAAAAAUGGAACAGGGGGAGGAAAAGAAAAAAAAAAAUGCCCAAAGCAUCCUAAGGCUACUGUGAUGUUACUUCUUUGAGUUGAUGGUGGAUGGAUUGAUUUUUUUUUUUUAAACCCUGCGUUGUUGGAGAAAUGUCUUAUCUACAUGUACAUGGCUUCAUUUUUUUUUUUAAUAAAACUGAGACUUGAUGCUGAAAAGAUGGCUCCGCGGUUAAAGGCGCUUGCUUGCAAAGCUUGACUGCCUGGGUUCAGUUCCCCAGUACCCAUGUAAAG